AUGGGGCUACCUAAGCUGGCAUAUAAGAAGCCAUUAAAUUUGUUUAAAUUUUAUAUGGAGCAAAUCAGUGAAAUCAAGCUUCAAAUUCAAGGGCUUAGCAAAGAAGUCAAAUCUGCAGAUACUUUAAGAGCCCUCCACCAAUCAUUUACUUCAAAAGUAAAGAAAAAUCCAGACAGCUACUCCAUAACUGGAAUCCUCAAUUUUUUCAGCGAUCUUCUCUGCAAGUGGGAUUUUCUUGUCCUUUGGUGGUCAUGGAAUUUCAAGCUUGAAAGCUUAAAGCUAAAGCAAGCGACUGAAUUUCCUAGUGACUGAGAAGAUUUGUUCCUAAUUAUGAAUAAUGAAGAGGAGAAAAACAAGCUUCCUGAUAACAUAAGAAAAAUAAUUGAGGGAAUUUCAGCUCCGAUAAAUGCCUAUAUAGCCCAAAUUAAUGAACUUAAAGAGAAAAAUCUGCAAUUAUUAAAAAAAGAUGAAGAAAAUGAAGCACUUAUUGCUGCAAAAAAUGAAGAAAUUGCUAGAAUGAGCGAGAGGAUUGAAAGAUUGAAAAGGACAAUUGAUAUAGUUGGAGACCUUAAACUGGAUAAUUUUAUGAGAGAAUUUUAUUUAAUUAAGGAGCAUGCUAAAAUACAAGACCAAAAACACCUUGAACAAGAAAAUAAAGCUUCUCAGCCUCAAGAAGAAACAAAAGAUGCAGUAAGCUUGGGAAAUAAUAGCUUGGAGAAGCCAAAAAUAUAUGAAAAAAUCCAAUUACAAGACUCUGAAAAAGUAGAAAAUCCAGUAAUGGCUAACAAUGAGGAAAAUUUUGAAAAAAAUCCAAAUCUUGAGAUAGCUAGAGGAGGGGUCAGCUCGCAGAGUAGACAAGAAAUAAUAGAAGAAAAUAGUGAAAUAGGAAUAGAAAAGGAUAAAGAAUACAUCGAUAGAGAGCCUAUUGAGCAACAUCAACCAAGUCUUGAAAUUUACGAUGAUUGACAAAGUUACAAAAACACUUUGAGAGAUAAAGACAACAAGCCCCUUAGACUGAGCAACGAAGAAAUGGUACACAUCUAUAAACACUCUCCUUAUAGUCAGAGAAAAAUAGUUAAUAUUAUGAAGUACUUUAUGGGAAUCGCCAACGAGAUAGAUGAAAUAAACAGAAAAGAAGGAUUUGCAUAUGAUUAA
Molecule: messenger RNA, 1155 nt
Organism: Blepharisma stoltei
Lineage: Eukaryota; Ciliophora; Heterotrichea; Heterotrichida; Blepharismidae
Source: the annotation of a GenBank genome assembly